Cyprinodon tularosa is the source of this 2197-nucleotide messenger RNA. RefSeq names its product rab GTPase-activating protein 1-like. The transcript is spliced from 8 exons. Lineage: Eukaryota; Metazoa; Chordata; Actinopteri; Cyprinodontiformes; Cyprinodontidae. The record is from RefSeq and is a predicted model, not a curated record. Bases 294 to 1340 code for a protein of 348 amino acids.
GUGCACACACACCUGUGAAAGACUCACUGCUGCGCUCACUUCACCUGUCUGGUGCUGUGACACAAUUGCUCACCUUUGGACUGUAAAUAAAAUCCCCUUCCUUCCAGGAAGCUUGGACUUCAACCUCAACGUUGCUGCUUAAGUUUCUCAUUUACGGACUACUGUGUCUUUUUUAGCCUCUUUAUUAAGAUCAGGUGACAUUUCUUUGACUUUUUCUGGUUGGAAUCAGAGGCUUUACGCGGAGGUACUCUGACUGGUGGGGAGCAGCUCUAGUGUCCGAAAAUCUGGGCAAGAUGAUGCAGGAGGUGUCCAUGGUGACGGCCUGUAAUGACCAUGCUAUUGAGGAGAUGAGUGAGGAGGAGAUCCUCGCCUGUCUGGUUGCUGAAACGGAACCGACAUUCAAUGUCCCCACAAAGAAAGUGAAACUUGGGCAAAGUCGACUUCAAAUCAUGGACGAUGACCCUGUGGACAGAUGCUUGAAAGAAAACCGUCGUCUUCAACAGGCCAGCCUUCGCCUGGAGCAGGAAAAUGAUAGUUUGGCCCACAGACUAAUUACCAGCAAGGUUGCUUUGAGGUGUGCUCUAGACAAGGCGGAGGACAGAGUGGAUGAGCUAACGAAAGACCUUCUGCAGACUCAACAUCGACUGCAGGCCACAGAGGACGAGAUAAGAGGAAAAGAGGAAGAAGCUGCCAUGCUGAAGGAAGUAUUUCGGAGAGAGCUGGAGAGGGCUGAGCUGGAGAUUAAAAAGUCUUCUGGUAUCAUUUUAGACUACAAACAGAUUUGCUCUCAGCUAACGCUACGUCUGGAGAGACAGGAGGCCGCCCACAGAGAGGAGCUGGGUGCACUCAAGAGCAAAAUAGAGGCUUGCUCCCAGUGUCGACCUGUUGCAGAAUCAAUCAUGACAGGCCACAGGUCUGAAACAGCGCCAUCUACAGAGGGCCAAGAGGUGACUGAUCAAGGCAGGGAGGAGUCCAACCAACCCUCCCAACGAGAUGGUUGGAUUAGGGAGGACCAGGAGAAGGAGUCCCUAAAGGUCCAGAUCAGGGAGCUGGAAAAGGAGCUGGCCCAGACUAAACUGCAAGUAGUGGAGGCCAACUGUAAGAUUCAGGAGCUGGAACAUCAAAAGGGAGUACUGGCCAACGAUCUCCAGGAAGCAAAAAAUAAUUGGAUCAGUAAGGCUUUAACAUCCCUGCGGACUUCGACAGGCGGACACCACGGCAUUGGAAUACACAGAGAAGGUCCUCCCAGCCUGAACUGGACCCUGCACAGUUCCUCACUCUCAGGAUGGACUCCUAAGAAGCUCUCAUGGCCUCAUAAAGACAGUGCAAAACAUGUCUAAGCAGCUCGACUUUGUGUGUGUUUUUUUGCUGGUGUCAUUCACCUGGAUGAACUUCAAUGCUCUGCUAUAACAUGUUGCACUCUAGAGGAGAGUACCUAAAAUCCCAGGUGGUUCCUGAGGGACUUUUCCUUCCUUUUUCCCUUAAAAGAAACCAUAGUUUAUUACUAUAUAUUCAUAUAUAUCAUUGUCUACCAUACACAGCUUGCAAAAAACACAGCUGUAACUUUCAUUACGCAGCGUUCAUGUGACGGGUACUUACUGGCAGUGACGUAAGGAAACAUCUGAUCUUAGAGGAUUUCCUGUGAGUUGUAGAAUGUGUUUAAAGGACCGAAAAGCCUCACCUCAGACAAUAGAGCUGCCAAAGACGUAGCAUUAUCUUUGGGCAUUUAAAAGAAAAUAACGUACUGGGCUGAGGAGUAUAGCAGAACAUAUAGGUAGCAGCAGAUAUUUGGACAAACGAAAGUAAUAAAUAAUUUUUUGAUUGAUUAGGUAAAAACUACUGCUAUGCUAAUGGUUGGCAUUGUGUUUAUCACAAAUAUGGUGCUUUUUCUUGGUCCUGGAAGUCAAGCUUUGGAUGUUCUAAAUGCAAUUUCAACUACAGGCGGUGAGUGCAUACAUGGUACUUGAAUGUUAUGUGUGAUGAUAUUGUAGAAAUUGUAGUAGAAAGGACUAAAACAGAAACUAAAGUUAAUGGGUUUUUAGACAUAAGGGAGCAUGAGGUGAAGAAAUGUAUAUAUUGGAAUAUUUGCACAGUUUUUGGAGUUGACCAAGAAAUUAUGUGGGCUAGUAUGUCUUAUCUGUGUGUCAAACCUUUGAUGUAUUUAACCCUCUAUGUUUUUUUUACAUUUGUAAACCGC